Molecule: messenger RNA, 1736 nt
Organism: Nicotiana attenuata
Lineage: Eukaryota; Viridiplantae; Streptophyta; Magnoliopsida; Solanales; Solanaceae
Product: protein RETICULATA-RELATED 4, chloroplastic-like
Exons: 9
Coding region: 153-1373 (406 amino acids)
Source: RefSeq, a predicted model, not a curated record
UAAACACAUCUCCCACUCUGUUCUGCAAACCAUAGUACUAAAAGUUCACUCAAACAGCUACGCUCACCUAUUCAGAUAGAAAAAACACAGUAUAUAUAACAGCAGCAAAAGAUCAAACAGCGAAAAGGCAUAAACCCAAAACACCAUCAAACAUGCCGAUCGCCGCCGCCACCGCCGCCGUCAACUUCCAUCCGGUGACAACACACUACAACGGCACAUUCGCCUCACCACCUUCUUCACCCUUCCGCACCUCCGUUUCCAUAUCUAAUGCCGUCAACACACGUGUUACUUCCCUCUCGUUCUCCAUGAAUUCCCGCCCUAAUUUCACCGCCAGCCGCCGCACAUUCCUACUCUUAUCCUUCGCUGCUUCAGGCGGCAGCGGUGGAGACGAUAAUUUCAAUGGAGGUAAUGGAGGCAGCAGCGGAAACGGUGGAGGUGGCGGCGGUGGUGAUAACGAGGAGAGCGGCGAUCAGAAAAACAACAAAAAGGAAGCUUUGAUGGCACUGACGGAGGCAGGUAGGUCAUUGGAGAGUUUGCCGAAGGAUAUGAAGGCAGCGAUAGAGGAUGGGAGAAUACCUGGAUCCAUAGUAUUAAGGUUCUUUGAGCUAGAGAAAUCUCCAUUAUUGGCAUGGUUGCUUCAAUUUGGAGGGUUUAGGGAGCGGCUUUUGGCAGAUGAUCUUUUCUUAGCUAAGAUUGCUAUGGAAUGCGGCGUUGGUAUAUUCACCAAGACUGCUGCUGAGUAUGAGCGCCGCCGGGAAAACUUUUUUAACGAGCUGGAAAUUGUUGUGGCAGAUGUGGUGAUGGCCGUAAUAGCAGAUUUCAUGCUCGUCUAUCUUCCUGCUCCUACUGUUUCUCUCCGACCACGAAUGGCAGGUGAUGCUGGACGAAUUGCUAAGUUCUUCUACAACUGCCCAGAUAAUGCCUUUCAGAUGGCCCUGCCUGGAACAUCGUACUCGUUGUUGCAAAGAUUAGGUGCAAUAGCGCGCAAUGGGAGUAAACUUUUCGCUGUUGGAACCGCCUCUUCCCUGGUUGGCACAGUAGUGACAAAUGCAGUACUAAAUGCUAAGAAGGCUGUUAAUAAGUCCGAAGAGGUGGAGACUUUGCCUGUUCUUUCAACAAGUGUAGCUUAUGGUGUUUAUAUGGCAGUUUCUAGCAACCUUCGAUAUCAAGUAGUGGCUGGUGUAAUUGAGCAACGGAUUUUGGAGCCCAUGCUACACCAACACAAGUUGCUGUUGAGUGCAAUGUGCUUUGCUGUGCGAACAGGCAACACAUUCUUGGGUUCACUAUUGUGGGUUGAUUAUGCUCGUUUGAUCGGAAUUCAAAAGGCUCACGACGAAGUUCCUAUCCAAAAGGCUCAGGAAGUUGAGUCAUAGGUACAUCCGCUUGGUUUUGAAUUCCAAAAGGUCGAUGUGUGCUUGUUAGACCAUUUGACAUGAAGUAGGUUAGCGGGAAAUGAUUCGCUCUAGCAGAGGUUAUAGACCUAGCAUCUUCUUAGGCCUAUCAAGUAUUUAUACGUGUAUCGUAGUUUGAAGACCUUAAGAUGUUCCUUUUAGGGUUGAGAUAUCUUCUGCUAAGUCUUUGCUUGAAAUUUUCUAUCCUUUCUGGAACUUGAUAAGUACCAACUACAGGAUUGGAUUCUGAUUGUAAAUCGAAUGCAACGUUCAUUUGAGCAGAUUCAUAAUAAGCACACAGUUUAUUUCGCACUUAAUUACGUAUUGAUGAUAUUCUUUCUUGAA